Molecule: messenger RNA, 6263 nt
Organism: Centrocercus urophasianus (Greater sage-grouse)
Lineage: Eukaryota; Metazoa; Chordata; Aves; Galliformes; Phasianidae
Gene: NCK2
Product: NCK adaptor protein 2
Exons: 4
Coding region: 3937-5079 (380 amino acids)
Biological process (GO): negative regulation of PERK-mediated unfolded protein response; positive regulation of endoplasmic reticulum stress-induced intrinsic apoptotic signaling pathway; positive regulation of translation in response to endoplasmic reticulum stress
Molecular function (GO): protein binding
Source: RefSeq, a predicted model, not a curated record
GCAUUGAGACACUUGAAGUAGUCUGAUAUUAUAAAAUCACAGACUGGUUGAGGCUAACAAGGCCCCCUGUGUGCAGGGUGCUUAGGGCCACGGUCAAGCAGCUGCUGGAGAUCUCCAAGGAGGAGUCUGCACAACCUCUGUGAGCAGUCUGUGCCAGUGCUCCGUCACUCAUGGAACACAGAAGUGUUCUGUCCUCUCUGCACCUUCCCCUCUGGUAUUUAUAGGCACUGAUGAGAUUUCCUUGAGCCUCCUCUUCCCCAGGCUGAACAGUCCCAGCUUUCCAAGCCUCUCCUCGUAGGAGGGAUACUCCUGUCCCUUCACCAUCUUGAUGGCUCUAUAUUGAUCUCUCUGCCGUAUGUCUAGGUCUCUACUGGUGGUCCCAGAACUGAACGCGUUGCUCCUCUUGUGGCCUGGAGCUGAAUUGAAUUAUGACCUGCAUACGGUUAUAAUACCAAAAACUAUUGAGUCAGUAGCACUAGUUAUGCCUUGGGUGCUGUGCUACUGCUGGACAGCCAUGACAGUAGCUGCCUGCCUGACUUGGUGCCCUUUGGAAAAUGUAGACUCAUUUCCAGAGUUUCCUCAAGUGUGGCAGUUUGUUUUGUGGGUGGACUGUGAGUAUCACCCAGUGACUAUUUGCCCAUGUAUUUUUGAAGCCUUUUGGAGGUUACAGGAAAUGAUUUUGUAUUCUCAAAGCCUAAAUAUUCGUGACCCGCCCUGGCUUUCUCAUCGGAUAUGGCCGUCUAGAGUUUGGCUGUUAGAGCACCAUGGCAAAAAACCCCACUCGUGAUGCAAAGCCUGUGGUUCAGAUGCAUGCCAUCUCAAAUCGUAACUGCUGUUUCCAUUCACCAUGUGUGAGAAGGAAGAUGUCAGAAUUGCCUAACUGAAGUACUGUUUCAAGGAAUGUAUUUGAUGCGUAAAUGAAUUCUUUGUGGCCCAGGUUUCCAUCCUGAGUUUGAGUCACUUGGCAAGUUGCAGUGUUGCCAGUGAAGCUUUUGGCAGGGAAGGUAUGAUAGAAAUAGAUUCGUACUUCUUGGGGAAUGAUUGUUAAUGAAAGCCAGAGCGUAAACAUUUUCUGGCUGUUGUGUAGCAAAAUGAAGACUUUUAUCAGGAGAAAGACGGAAUUAGAGGUCAAAAUGCAAAAGAAUUGAGCCCAGAGAGGAAAGACCUGAAUGCAUCUUGUGCUGUUGUUUGUGCAUCUGAGCUUCAUUUCAGGCAAAGUGUUGGUAGGAAUGAGAUUUUCUUGUAUGUUUUCCUCCUUUGACUCUUCAUUUGUUUGGAGAUGCUUCUAAUAUAUGUUAAUUGGGCUGUGCAAAAUAGAGUUUUAUUAAAAUACUUUCAUGACUCAUUUUUUUAAUUAUAUAUUUGGAUACAAUUUGGACUUUUAUUUUCCCCAGCUGUACUUUCUCUCCAGUUAACUGAUAAAUACAGGGUUCACUUUUCAGAUGUUGAUGAUCAACAGUUCCUGUAUUUCUGCUCACUUUCCAAGGCAAGUUGUAAACACUGAUGCACAUUUGUGAAGUUGGGAGCAGUCACUUGGAGUGCUGAGUUUUUCUUUAAAGAACAGAACCCCCAAAUCCUCUGAAACAAUGUCAGCAGUUUGGCGGAGUACUUUAUUUGUGAACUUUAAUGGACAGUAGAUGAUUUGUGGGGCGAGAGGGAUGUAAGAGUACUAUUUAUAAGAUCUUGUAACAAAAUAAAGCAAAUUUGCUUGCUUUUUUUUUUUUUUUUUUUUUCCCUCAUGAUUAACAAUAUUCUUGUAGGAGGGAAACAUGGCCUACAAAAGGGAAUGGGGAUUGUUUAAUCUGGAGAAGAGGCUUAUUGCUGUCCGCAAGAACCUGAAAGGAUUUUGUGGGCAGGUGGGAGUUGAUUUCAUCCUCUGGGUUGCUAGUGAUAGGAGGUGUGGCAAUGGCCUUAAGUUGCACCGGGGAAAGUUCAAGUGGGAUCUUAGGAAAAAUUCUUUGUCUGGAAGAGCAGUCAAGCAUUGGAAUAGGCUGCCUGGGGAAUGGUGGAGUCACCAUACCUACAGGUGUUCAAGAAAUGUGUAGAUGUGGCAGUUUGGGGUGUGGUUUAAUGGGCAUGAUGGCUUGAUGGUUGGACUAGAUGAUCUUGAAGUCUUUUCUAAGGAUAGUAACACUAUGACUCUGGAAGUGUUUAGCUGUCACGAGAAGGGAUCUACUUUGCCUUAGGGUUUUUAACGUUGCUUCAUUAAAGUAUCGUUUCCAUUUACAAGGUAUCUUGAGAUCUGUCCUGUAAUUUAGAAUGUGGAGCAGUUCUCAUGGAGAAUAAUGGUUUGUGGAGACUAAGAAUACAGUAGCUGGACAGGAGAAUUGAUUCAGCAAAAUGUAGCUUUCUAUCUACUGAAGACUUAGUGAUACGAAGAGCCUGGCUGCAGUGUGCUGGGCAUUUUGGCUUGUACUUGAGCACAAAAGAAGGAUGGCAGGUGGUAGGUCAUUCUCCCGUUGUAUCAGUUCUCUGCCGUUACAGAUGUAUUUUCAUUCAUGCAGUGAACAACACUUCAUAAUUUUGCCUCUUCUGUUUUUUUUCCCCCCUUCCUUGUGUGUCAGGAGCAGCAUCCUGCUUACUGUGAAAUUUCAUGGUAGCUGGGAAGUAGAAACUAUUUCUUUUAGCCUCAGUGUUUAUCAGUUUAGGGGUUCAUCAGCUCCCUUUCUCUGCUUAUAAACCAUGUAAGUCCAAACCUGGCUUUCAAAUGUCUUUGCAACGUAUUUACAAUACUUUCUUCAGUAUUUUUUUUUUCCUCCCCUUUCAUUAAGAUGAAUUAGAUGAAUUGCUCUCUUUAAUUGAAUUUCUUUGUAGGAUACUUUUGUAGUGCAGAAAUGGAUUUGAAUCCUUUCAGGGAAGAUUUUGAGCACAAACAUUUGUGCAUGAGUGGCCUUUGAAUGAGUAAGGUUGUAAUAAUGUGUUGUUAUUAGCCAGGGGUUGCAGUACAGGAAGAUGCUCGGAAUUUUUUCCUUGAGUUUGAUUUGGAGCUUAACAAAUUUACACAACCUGAAUUUGUCAGACUUACUUUGGAGUUGGAAAUCUCAUUAGAAAAUAGAAACAAACUGUUGAAAUAAUCUGAGAUGUCUUCUGAAAUACUGCUUUGUGGCUAGCAACGCUUAACACAGCAGGUGUUGUUGGAGGACCCCUGUGAAGAUUGGAGCAGGGCUAAGGCCGGAGCUGGUACUCUGUUGAGGUUAAGUUCGAGACACACUCAGGCAGAAGGUCUCCUUAUUUCUUGGAAUAUGUUGCUGUGCCCAGCCAGCCUUGAGGGGAACCCUUUUUCAUGUCCAGACAGAACCUCCCUAAUGAGAGUUCUCCUUGCCAGCUUCAGUGUUCACUCUGACUUGUAUUGGAGGGCCCUGAAUCACACAUCAUAGGCUAGGGAGAACCAUUUCAGUUCCCAAUGGGUGGAAAUUAUCUGUCCCUCAGACUGCUGCCUGGGUUUUUGCUUCCAUGCUCUGUUCUCCAUGUGUGACUGUGUUUUCCUUUAGGAAGAUGUGAGUUGAACUUGCUAGCAUGAAAGUGAAGGGAGCAACAACUGUAGCAGCUCAAAUGCAAUUUUUAGAACUGCUGAAUUUUUGAUUGGGUUUAUGCACUAAUUUUUCUUUGUAUUGUGGUGGCUGGGCUUAUUCCCUGGGUAGUUUGGAUGUUGUGCAGCACACUGAUAUCCAUCCAGAAAAUAUAUAAAUACAGAUUCAACUUACACUGAAUAGGUGGAUUAAGCUGAAGUCAUUCCUGCUUUCUCUCCAUAAUCUCUUGAGAGAGAUUGAAAAAACAAAACAAACAAAACAACCAAAUUGUCUGAAGGUCAAACUUUAGUGCUAAAACUGUGUUGUUUGUUAUUUCAGAUAGUUGUGUGCAUAACUUCGUUGGAGAGUCCUGCCUUUCACUGCCUGGAUCCUUUUAACAGUGUGCCAAAGAAGGACUCCAUGAAAGAUGACAGAAGAAGUUAUUGUUAUUGCAAAGUGGGAUUACACUGCACAGCAGGACCAAGAACUUGACAUCAAGAAAAAUGAGCGUCUUUGGCUAUUAGAUGAUUCCAAGACAUGGUGGAGGGUAAGAAACGCGGCCAACAAAACGGGAUAUGUGCCAUCAAAUUAUGUGGAGCGAAAAAACAGCUUGAAGAAAGGUUCUCUGGUUAAAAAUCUAAAAGACACGUUGGGCUUAGGAAAAACAAAAAGAAAGACGAGCGCGCGAGACGCCUCGCCCACUCCCAGCACAGAUGCAGAGUACCCUUCCAAUGGCAGCAGCGCAGACCGCAUCUAUGACCUCAACAUUCCUGCCUACGUCAAAUUUGCCUAUGUGGCGGAGAGAGAGGAUGAACUGUCCCUUGUCAAAGGGUCUCGGGUCAUUGUCAUGGAGAAAUGCAGCGAUGGCUGGUGGAGAGGGAGCUACAAUGGACAGAUUGGCUGGUUUCCUUCGAACUAUGUGGUGGAGGAAGUUGAGGAGGCCACAGCAGAUUCACCGAGCUUUCUGAGCUUGAGGAAAGGCGCUUCCAUGAGUAACGGCCAGGGCACCAAAGUACUCCACGUUGUUCAGACACUGUACCCAUUCAGCUCCGUCACAGAAGAAGAGCUCAAUUUUGAAAAGGGGGAAACAAUGGAAGUCAUUGAAAAGCCAGAAAAUGACCCAGAAUGGUGGAAAUGUAAAAAUUCCAGAGGGCAAAUUGGUCUUGUUCCUAAAAACUAUGUAGUAAUCAUUAGCGAUGGUCCUACCAUUAACACUUCCCACCCACCUCAGAUAAGCUACACGGGACCAUCUUCUACCGGACGAUUUGCUGGAAGAGAGUGGUAUUAUGGGAAUGUUACCCGACAUCAAGCAGAAUGUGCCCUAAACGAAAGGGGAGUGGAAGGAGACUUCCUUGUUAGAGAUAGUGAAUCUUCGCCCAGUGACUUCUCGGUAUCUCUAAAGGCAUCGGGGAAGAACAAACAUUUCAAGGUGCAGCUCGUGGACAAUGUCUAUUGUAUUGGGCAGCGUCGCUUUAAUACUAUGGAUGAGUUGGUGGAACACUACAAAAAGGCUCCCAUCUUCACCAGUGAACACGGGGAAAAGCUAUAUCUUGUGAAAGCACUUCAGUGACGAUGAAGAUGGACUUGGCCACCCAGGCCUCUUCUAACUUCCAAGCCUUAGGUCCCAAAAUCACUUUUAUAGAGCAGAGCAAUAUCCGAAACAGGCUUAAAGAGUAGGCUCUUUCUAACGUGUUUGCUCUGUUGGUUGUUAUUUGUCCUUUUUCGUUUGCCUACUUUUGUGUUUCAGUUCUUUUAAUCUCAGAUCACCUCCCUUCAGGUUGAGAAGUUCACCUUUGUGGCCAUUGUAAGCACUCACUUCCAUGUCCGAGUUCUAAACUCCCCUCUUCUGUGUACGUUUACAUACUUAGCUCGGAUAAAGGAGGGGGGUUUGCAAUUCAACCCAGUGUUAACCUGUUCAAAUUGCUCACGCAGACAGACAGAACUCUUCAUUAAGAGACAUCGGGCACAGUUUGAAUGCACUGAGGCUGCAGCUAAGUAAGUGAGAUAUAGUAGACAUAACAGUUGUGGCUGUGAGUUCUGUAGCUAUAUUGCUUACCAGGUAGUAUAUUACAAAAACUCCUAGUUCCUAGAAGCACUCUUUACACUGUACUCUGCUAUUACAUUGCCUCUCUGACUCUUUGCAAAGAGUACACUAAUUAAAGCGUUUUGUAAUAGUACUUCUUAAACUACUAUGGUAAGAUUGUAGUAAAAGAAAACUAUCUAGUGUAUUUUGGUCUGUAAUUGCAACAAAGAGAAAUUUUAUUUGAAAGUUGAUUACUAAAGAGAGAAUCGUUGAAUUGUAAAGACUGAAUGUUCUGGUAAUCUACAACCAAAUGUGCCAUCCACAUAAUGCUUUUCUCCUCUUGCCCUUCUGCUUGUUUGAAUUAAACAAUUAUGUAUUUAAUUCUCAAAGUAAUAUGUAUCUGUAGCUGAUUGUUGACACUAAUACAGAAGAUUAAUAAAAACUGAUCAGGGGACAGGGUGGGGUGGGCUACCAACACUAUAUAUAUAUUUGCUUUACAGAAAGGAAUCUUCAGGUUUUACAGAGGAUGGUGUGAUUGGUAGGAAGAGACACACAGAAUGUUUAUGAAGAAAAUGCUUUUUUUUUCUCUUUUCUUUACAUUUAAACUCCUUUAUGGUUUAAAUAUGCAGACUUUAGAUGGCACACUCCUGAGAUUGAAGAAGGGAUCUUGAGAUCUCAAAAUCUUGCAUACUCAGUUUUUUGGAUAUUGUAAUAAAAAAGGUAUUAUGUCA